AUGCGAUUUAGAAACCUCUUACUAAUUCCGUUUGAUUUAGAUUUAAAAAAAGUUCAAAUGGAAAAAAAGUUUCCUGAUGAAAUCUUUAUUGAAUUUUUUCAAUAUAUUUCGGUUGUUGAUCUUUAUCGUGCUUUUUACGGAUUAAAUCAUCGUUUGAAUUCUAUUUUAAUGGAUCGACGUGUAAAUAAUUUGGGUUUAAAUCUUUUUAUAAUGUCCUGUAGUGAUCAUCGUUAUUUAAAAGAAUAUAUUUUACCAAAUCAGUCUAUUCAAACUAAGAUAACGUAUGUUAAAACCGAUGACUGGUUUUCAACAACUAACCGACCUGAAUUAAGUAACCAGCUGCUUUCAAAAUCAUUAUCACUUCUUAUAAAUCAUUAUCCAAACUUACGUUCACUUGUAUUACCAAUGGUUGCUUAUUAUCAUAUUGAACAACUAUUAAAUUUACCAUUCGAAUCUCGUCAACAAUUAACUUGUUUAAAACUUGAAAAACAUCUAUUAUCGCAUAAAGACAGAGUGCUUAAGGCUGAUUUUAUUUCAAAAAUAUCCCAAUGGCAUUACUUUCCUAACUUAAAAAUUCUACAUAUACCGUUCGAUUUCGUUUCACCAACAAUAUCUGUUGGAUUAAACACAAAUCUAAUAUCAUUAAAAGUAAUGAGCUGUUAUACACGUGAAUUCUACUUGUUACUUAAAAAUUUACCAAUAUUAAAAUCAUUUACUUGCAUGUAUCAAAUGUGCUGUAGAGAAAAUGAAAUAGUGGAUUAUAAACAUUUAAAUUUGAUCGAAUUAAAUUUAGAAAUUAUGUGGUUGUCAUUUAAACAUUUGAAAACUAUAUUAUUUAGUUUACCAAAAUUAAAAUUAUUUAAGAUUGUUGCAUGUCACCUAUUCAGAGCAGAAAAAGAUUUUAUAAUGUUACAAAAUUGGUAUGAAUUAUUUAAAGAAAAUGAUGUAUUAUUAAAAACUUUAAAAAAAUUUCAAUGUAAUAUAAAUGUAUCUCCAAAAGAUCAGUAUAGAUUCACAGCCGAAGAAAAUGAACAAUUUAAUAUGUUAAUUGAAAAUAAUAAUAAUAAAUUUAUAUCAGAAAUCAAAUUUAUAUAUACUGAUGGUAUUUUAUGUCGUUUAUACACAGACUGA
Messenger RNA from Didymodactylos carnosus, 1131 nucleotides. Lineage: Eukaryota; Metazoa; Rotifera; Eurotatoria; Philodinida; Philodinidae. The record is from the annotation of a GenBank genome assembly.